Suillus discolor is the source of this 1887-nucleotide messenger RNA. RefSeq names its product Metallo-dependent phosphatase-like protein. NCBI's taxonomy places the organism in Eukaryota, Fungi, Basidiomycota, Agaricomycetes, Boletales, Suillaceae. The transcript is spliced from 17 exons. Gene Ontology annotation, molecular function: hydrolase activity, acting on ester bonds; metal ion binding; nucleotide binding. Gene Ontology annotation, cellular component: cytosol. The coding region runs from base 5 to 1885 and encodes 626 amino acids. The record is from RefSeq and is a predicted model, not a curated record. Gene Ontology annotation, biological process: nucleotide catabolic process.
CGGUAUGAUUUCCAAGUUAACUCCCGCUAUUCUCCUGGGUCUUGCACUCCGUAGCACUGCUUGCGCGGACGAUCACUUGCACGCUCGCGACAGCCAUGCUCAUGAACAUUUGGAAAGGCGUGAGUACCCGCAGGUUCCACUCACACCUCCAUACCGUCCUCUUGUCUGGGGAGACUUGAACGUAAUCCACACCACCGAUACCCAUGGUUGGCUACUCGGGCACCAGAAGUCGUCCUGGGCUGAACCAUACUACAGUGGGGAUCUCGGAGACUUUGCUAGCUUUGUGACCCACAUGAAGCAAAUCGCCCUCGUUCACUCAGGUGAUCUACAUGACGGUAUGUGCAAUUACUCAUUGUCUGAAACACAAUCCAACUCACGUUUCCCAGGAACCGGUCUUUCUGAUGGAUAUCCUCCCGGUGAUGUCGACGCACACGAGUCAAACAAGUUCAUUGAGCGCCUCCCCUACGAUCUCAUGACCAUCGGAAACCACGAAUUGUAUGGUUAUGCGGAUACGUAUGAUAUGUAUACCAACUUUGUCCCCCACCUCGCUGGGCGGUACUUGACCUCUAACGUCAACAUCACCGUUUUUAAUUCAGACGGCGAGCCUGAGAGUGUCCCAGUAGGCAACCGUUACACCAAGUUCACAACACGGAAAGGCCGUCGUAUCACUUCUCUUGGAGUCAUAUUCAAUUUUACUGGGAACGAUGUGAACACGACUGUGCAAGCUGUCGGUGAUAUGGUCAAGGAGCAGUGGUUCGUUGAGGCCAUUGCAGAAGAGCCUGACGCGUUUGUGCUUAUCGGACACAUGCCUGUUUCCAAUGAUAACUGGCCUACCGUUGUCAACGCUCUACGGGCUGUGCAUCCUCUAACACCCAUACUAAUAUUUGGAGGACAUACCCACAUCCGUGAUUGUCGACAGGACGAUGGUCGUUCCAUGGCUAUUGAAAGCGGACGCUACAUGGAAACGAUUGGUGUAAAAUUAGGCGCAGACCUCGAUGCUGCCAAGGGCAACAGUGAUAACGUUACUUUCACAAGGAGAUAUCUUGACCAGAACCGCGUGACCUACGAGUACCACACUCAAACCUCAAACCGAACAUUUGACACCGACCACGGACGAUCGAUCACCCGUGGCCUGGAGGAGCUUGCGGCCCGCUUUAACUUGUCCCACCUGUACGGAACAGCUCAGCAAGAUUAUACCUUGUUUCAUAACCCUUAUCCUUCCAACGGGUCUCUUGUAUCUUUCUUCAUCGAAAAUGCUGUCCCAUACGCACUCGCCAUUAACAAUACUCGCGCUUCCAUUCCAAAUAUCAUGAUUAUCGAUUCAUGGGCUCUACGCUUCGACCUCUUAAAGGGAUCGUUCACCAAGAACGAUCAACUAACAAUCAUGCCGUAUCAGGAUUCGUUCUUAUACAUUGCCAAUGUUACAUCUGGGAUCGCAAACCAACUGCUCCCCGCUAUGAACAAACCGAUGGGGAUACAACAGAAACGAGAUGAAACCCAAGCUGUAUUUUCCAGCCAUAAAAUCGAUGAUACUCCGGAUAGUGCCCGGUUGGAGGAGAUAGACGACCGUCCUGGAGUGGGCGGACAAGCAUCAUUUGGUUAUGUCACGAGAGAUUCAUGCCCCGACGCUGAUAAUGCAGACGAUACACUGCACACCCCGUUGCCCUACUACCCGGUUCCAUCCUACUCUGGCUCAAACCCGCCAAACGUGACGGCCGACACACCUAUUGAUGUUGUCUUCCUGAGCUUCCUUGGAAAGGAGAUUAUCGGCAUCCUCAACGGCUUACAGAAGGAUAAGACUUACACGAUGGCUGAUGUUUCAUCGUAUAGUCCAACGCUGGCUGGCGAUAUACUGGGCCUGUAUGCUCAGGGCAUGUGGAACUGAUG